ACUCUCUCACUCCCCCCUCCUCUCUCUCUCUCCCCAAAACCUCUGUUUCUGAAAAACCCUUCACCGGCUUCCUUCCCUCCUCCACCAUGGCCAGGAUCGCUCCCCUGCUGAAAGCUUCCGCCGCCACUCUUCCUCAUGUCAGAGCGGUGGCGCCGCGUUUUGUUCGGAUUCUCCGACUUGUUAUUGUUCGAUCUAAUGCAACUUUGGCACAGCCGCAGCUUGACCACGAUUACAACUAUUACAAGCAAAAUGAGUACGAGUCGAAUAUUCGCCUUGAGAACAUGAGAUCAGCUCCAGUGAACGAUUCCGAGGGAUGGGAACCACCGAGAGGAGUGCAGUGGGUGUUCAUGGGCGGUCCCGGCGCGAAGAAGAGCGUCUACGCCAAGAAGCUUUCGGAGCUUCUGGAAGUCCCUCACAUUUCCAUGGCCAGCCUUGUUCGCCAGGACCUUAGCCCGCGUUCUUCUCUCUACAAACAGAUUGCAAAUGCAGUGAACCAUGGGGAACUUGUUCCAGAGGAGAUUAUUUUUGGGCUGUUGUCAAAGAGGCUGGAAUAUGGGUAUCGCAACAGAGAAACUGGAUUUAUUCUUGAUGGAAUUCCUCGAACUCAAAUCCAAGCUGAGAUCCUUGACAAACUUGUGGAUAUUGAUCUUGUUGUGAAUUUCAAAUGUGCGGAGAAUUGCUUAUUAGAACACCAUGGAAAUGGCAUCUUUUCAAACUCUUGUCAAUCUGAUAGCUUCAGCAGCUCUGCGUGUGCAAGCUUUGAUGUGGCCCAGGACAUACAGUCAAAAUUUUCCUUGGGUAAUUCAGAAAAUUCCUGGAAAGAAAAAGUUUCUGUCUAUUCCAAGCAGGUGAAGUCACUGGAGGAUUACUACAAGAAACAAAAGAAACUCAUUGAUUUUCAAGUGCGGAGCGCCCCUGGAGAGACAUGGCAGAAGCUUUUGGCUGCACUGCAUCUCUAGCUUAUUAAUGCUGUUUCUGGGUUAACCUUAGGAUCCUGUUGGCUGUGGCCUUCCAUUCAAGCCAGCAUUGCUGUAAUACAUGUAAUGCAAAUAGUCGAGUUAGCAGGGGAAUUUCCCAAGUUCCAGUAUAUACUCCUUCCUAUGCUCACUUUCCUCUUUCAUUCUCUUUUUGUGGGGAGGAGUUAUGCCUGUGAGUUGGAAAUCCUGUUCUUCCCAUUGUCUCAGUCCUGUAAAUAAUGUCCACCAACCAAGAAUGUAAUAUGACUUUGGCAACUAAAAAGGCAUGGAAUGGGCUUUGUGACGUUUAACAUUUUCA
Molecule: messenger RNA, 1275 nt
Organism: Diospyros lotus (date-plum)
Lineage: Eukaryota; Viridiplantae; Streptophyta; Magnoliopsida; Ericales; Ebenaceae
Product: probable adenylate kinase 7, mitochondrial
Exons: 4
Coding region: 87-959 (290 amino acids)
Biological process (GO): nucleobase-containing compound metabolic process
Cellular component (GO): mitochondrion; cytoplasm
Molecular function (GO): ATP binding; AMP kinase activity
Source: RefSeq, a predicted model, not a curated record